UGGUUUUGUGGGGCGCAGCUGGGCAAUGCUGUUUGCCAGUGUCGGGUAUGAAGUGUCCAUGUUUGACCUCAAGCCACAGCAGGUGAGUCAUGUGGGUGGGAAGCCAUAUAUUUUCAAAGAUUUCUCUCUGUGUUGACAGUGGUUUUGUGGGGCGCAGCUGGGCAAUGCUGUUUGCCAGUGUCGGGUAUGAAGUGUCCAUGUUUGACCUCAAGCCACAGCAGGUAACGGCAGCUCUUAGUGACAUUGGCGUCCAGUUAAAGAACCUGGAAAAAUCUGGACUUCUGCGCGGCAAGCUCAGUCGCAGCGAUCAGUUCAAAUGCAUCAAAGGUGCUAGCAGCCUGAAGGAGUGUAUCAAGGGAGCCAAACAUAUACAGGAAUGUGUCUUUGAAGAUUUGGAACUUAAGAAAAAGGUCUUCAAGGAAAUGGACCAGUUGGUAGAGCCUGAAACUGUGUUGUCUUCCUCCACUUCAUGUAUUCUUCCUUCCAAGAUCUCAGCAGACCUCACCCACAGAACUAACUUUAUUGUCUCCCAUCCUGUCAAUCCUCCAUACUAUGUACCUGCUGUGGAGUUGGUGCCAGCUCCAUGGACCUCCAAAGAUGUGAUGGCACGCACACAGGCACUCAUGGUGGAGAUUGGACAAUCUCCUGUGGUCUUCACAAGAGAGAUCAGUGGCUUUGGGAUCAACAGAAUACAGUAUGCCAUUCUGAAAGAGUGUGCUCACCUUGUGAAUAGUGGCGUGGUGAGUGCCGAGGGUGUGGAUGUGAUCAUGAAGCAUGGGCUGGGCUGCCGCUAUGCUUGGAUGGGGCCUCUAGAGACAGCACUUCUCAAUGCUAAUGGUAUGAAUGAUUACUUGGAACGGUACGGUAAUUCCUUAGACUUUGUGACGAGCACCUUCCCGGACACGGUGUCGUUCCAGCCUGAAGACUGCACUGAACUCAUCGACCAGGUGGACAAGAUGGUGCCCUUGGAUCAGUUGCAGGCUCGGCGAGAAUGGCGGGACAAGAGACUCGCCGCCCUGGCUAAGCUGAAAAAGGACAUGGAGGAAGACUAAAACGAUCCGAUGUUCAGUAAAGUCUCACCACAGCUUACGUCCGCGGCUACAGGUACUUACCGGAAACCCUUAGCUGAAAGUUGCUGGACGCCUUGUGUGCUGUGUGCUUGGAGAGGCGCCGCUUGUUACCUGUGCUGCAUGAGAGAUUAUGGUUUGAAUGCUCCUGGUGUAUAUAUAUAUAAAUUGCAUGGUACAAUACAUGAUUUAUUGCAUCAUUCCAAUGAAUUGUUGAUUUGAUAGUAGUAGUUGUGGUGGGGGUGGUAGAGGGGUCUGCAUGUGUAGGCCUUGCAAUAAACAUGAACUGGG
Messenger RNA from Portunus trituberculatus (swimming crab), 1358 nucleotides. RefSeq names its product lambda-crystallin-like (gene Had1). The transcript has 9 exons. Gene Ontology annotation, biological process: fatty acid metabolic process. Bases 90 to 1052 code for a protein of 320 amino acids. Lineage: Eukaryota; Metazoa; Arthropoda; Malacostraca; Decapoda; Portunidae. The record is from RefSeq and is a predicted model, not a curated record. Gene Ontology annotation, molecular function: NAD+ binding; oxidoreductase activity, acting on the CH-OH group of donors, NAD or NADP as acceptor.